Messenger RNA from Astrephomene gubernaculifera, 4076 nucleotides. Lineage: Eukaryota; Viridiplantae; Chlorophyta; Chlorophyceae; Chlamydomonadales; Astrephomenaceae. The record is from the annotation of a GenBank genome assembly.
GUUGUGUUUGAUGUGAAUAUAUUGAGAUAUGGCACUGCCGGGCGGGCGUACUGACCCAUCUGCGCACCUCUAUGCGACAAUCGUAGAGGGCGUUUGCAGCCGGCUAGCCGGGCACUUGGGUGCUGCGACGGAGCUUACAUCGCAGCUAACACGCUAUAGCUGCGUGGAGCUAAGGCUAGCACCCACCGCUCACGUGGUUCAAGUCCUCGCACAGCGAUGCUCCAGCACAGCCCAGCUUCGCAACCUGCUGCUCGCGGUCGCCCACGUCUCAGCCGAGCACCAGAGCCAACGCUUGCUAGCGCGCGCAGUUCUUGCCGGCUGCUGCUGCGGAGGCAACCGCUUGGGCGAUUUGGUAACCGCCCUCUUGCAGCUCGCGGCGCCUCCUGUUGCAGAACCUGCCGCACCCCAGCAGCAGAAGCAGCAGCCUCCUGCCUCGAACCCUGCACUCCUUGGCGGAAUCUUGGGGGUGCGCUCACGCUACCUGCCGAGGUGCCCAGCUGCUGCUGACGGCAACAACAACAGCGGUGGUGCAGAAGCUAGCGGCGAUGCAGAUGACUCAAGCUCGGCUGUUGCAGCAGCAGCAGAUGCUGCUGCUACCGCUACUGCUCAGGAGGCUUUCGCAGCCCUUACCGUUGACUUCAUUCGGUUGUCUGCGGAUGAGUCGGACCUACCUUCAGACGACUUUGCCGUACCUCAAGGGCCCCCUGUCCUUGCCUCGUCAGCUGCUCCUGACCUGAACCCUGACUACAACGGCCGUGGUAACGCAGCCGUUGAUCGACACAGUGCUGGUGAUUAUGCAGACCAGGAAAAGGGUGCUGUCGGAGCGGGCAAUGCUGACGAUACAGAGGAGGAGGGAGAAGACGAAGACGAAGAGGAAGAAGAAGAGGAAGAGCAGCUCUUCUCCAUUUUGCGGAGCCGUAGCGACCCGAAAGCGGCACCCAAGCGGAAAGCUGAAGGUGCCCCUCCCAAACCCCCAACGGCGUUUGUCACCGCCGCUGAUGCCGCAGCCAAGAAGAAAGCAAAGACAGCGACUGAGAGCGCCACCGCCGCUCAGGGCGCCUGUGGCAGCGGCGACGAUCCUGAGGCCGGCACUGGCAGCUGCAGUGACGGCCAAUGCGGCCCUUGUCCCACCUCCCUGGCUGCAGCCGCCGCGGUGGUGGUGGAGGCGGUGCAACUUGCUGUCCUCCUGCAGCAGGGGGGGCAGCAGGGGGGGCAGCCGAAGCAGCAGCAGCAGCAGCGCUGUGGCCCCGAGGCGCUAGGGCUGCUGGCGGCGGCAGUGGCGGAGCGGCUGUUUCCGCUGGACCCCGCCCUCGCCUCCAGUUGGGCUCUGCGGAUGGUACGACAGUGCUUUGGCAGCGGCGGCGGCAGCGCUGACGGCGGCUGCUUCGCCGGCGCCGCCGGGGUCAGCAACAUCGGCACCACGGCAGCGGCGGCUGCGGCCCGCUGCUGCGCCCCGCACCUGGUGGCCGUGCUGGGACUGCCGCUGCUGAUGCACGCAGCGGAGGAGGAACUCUUGCUCAUGCUGCGGAAAGGGAGACCCACAACAGCAGAAACAGCAGCAGCAACAGCAGCAGCGGGCGAAGCAGCGGGGGCAGCGGGGGUCAUAACGACGACGCUUCGGGCUGUACGGCAGCAGCAGCAGCAGCAUGGCGACAGCGGUGGUAGCGGUGGUGGCGGUGUUGCAUGUCGUCCGGUGGGUGUGUUGUUGGCGGCGGUUGCUGCGUUGGAUGGUGAGGGCGAGGAGGCGGUGUGGGGGUUGCUGUCCCGGGGGCUGAGGCGGGCGUUGAGGCUGGGCGGUGGAGGUGGAGGUGGAGGAGGGGCGCUUGAGGGGGCGGCGGAGGCGCAGGGGCAGCGGCCUCGUGGGGGGUACGGAGGAGGUCGCGGUAGCGAUGAGGGUGGGGAAGCGGCGGCGGGAGUGGCGGAUGUACGGCUGGCGGUGGAGGUGCUGGCGGCGGUGGAAGUGGUGGUGACGGAGAUGGAGUUGUACGGCGGCAGCGGCGGCGGCGGCGGGACUGGCGCCACCGAUCCCGCAGCAGCGGCAGGUGCAGCACCGGACUCGACGAUCGAUAGCAGGUUAGAUGCGCUGUUCCUAAAGCCCUCACUGCUACUGCUGCCGCCGCCGCCGCCGUCAGCAUCAAUUCCAGCGUACGACACAUCGAGCCAUGCGGGCCGCCGCUCCUCCUCCGUCACCGCCGCCGCCGCCACCGCCGCCGCCCUUCGUGCCGUACAAUUGCAUGUGCCGUACUGCUGCUCGAUCCCGCUGCUGUCCGCUUACGAGCGGCUGGUCAAUGCGGCGUUGGCAGCCCUGUUGCACACCGGUCCGGCGGGAGCGGGGCCAGUAGCAGCAGCGGGCCUCAACCCACCAGGCCCCAAUGCCCGGUUAGCAUCUGGUGGCAACACUGCUGCUGUUACCCAACAUCAUCAUCAUCAACAACAACAACAGCAUCAACAGCGGCUGGAGGCGGAGCGGUGGCGGCUAAAGGAGCUCCUUGCGUCGAUCCAGAGCCGCAAGGAGCACUUGGGUGCCGGAGGAGGAGGAGGAGGGCGAGGAGGAAGACCCAUGGGUCACCCGACAGCAGCAGCCGCAGCAGCAGCAAUGGGUCCGCAGGCGGCGGUGGUUGUGGGUGACCGGGGGUUCGCAUGCAGGUGCCUGGAGGAGUUUGGGAGGCUGGGUAAAGAGCACCUCAAGAAGUACACCGGGGUGCAGCGGGGCCGCUGGCAGCGGGACGCCAAGCCCGUGCUGCUGCAGCCCACCCUCAACGCCGCGACAGCCGCGCAGCGGUACAAAUACCUCCAGGCCGCAUCUGAGUUGCGGCUGGUGACGUUGUACGAGGUGGAUUGCUGGGAGGCGCUACACACGGCACUGGGGCUGCAGCUGAUGAGGGGCUCAACGGGCCCGCAACCCCCCUCCGAGCCCCCCACCGCCACCGGCUCCCCGGCGGAGGACCUGCUGUCGCGACUGGCCCUCGCCGGCCCCUCCCUGGCGGACCCGCGCACCCUGGUGGCACUCAUGCGGGCGCUGGACGCAGCUCUGAGGGAAGAACUGAUGGCGGGGGUGGUGGGGGUCGGGGAGGGGGGCUGCGGUGGGGUGAUGAGUGGGAGUGGGGCGCUGCAGCCGGCUGGAUUCAUGAAGCAACAGCAGCCGCAGCCAGAAGGAGGAGCAGGAGGACUGACAGAAGGAGGGCAAGUGAAGCUGCAGAAGGAGGAGGAGGAGGAGGUAGAAAGGCGGCGGGCGGCGGCAGCGGAGCGGAUUGCCGAGCUGGUCCUGCAGGCCUUUGUGGCGGCGGAAGAGCUGGUGAUGGAAGCUGAGGCAGCGGAGGAGGCGGAAGCAGCCGCUGCUGCUACUCAUCCGCCGCCGGCUGGUGUUGCAGGGCUCAGCUGCCGCCGCCGCCGGCUGCAGUCGCAUCAGGGCUGGCAGUUGGCGCUGCUAGACGUGGUGUCGCGCUGGCCGCCGCUGCAUGCACCACUCGUGGAGCGACUGAGUCGGCUGGCCUCCGACAGCGCGUUGACGGCGACGCUGGACGAGCCGCAGGUGAUGGGGCUGGCGGCGGCGCUAGCGUGCAUGAGCAGUGUACGGCGGCUGAGCAGCAGCAGCGGCGGCGGCGUCGGCGGCGGAGGAGGAGGAGGAGCGGCGGAGGCGAGGUACGUGUGGUGGCUGCCGCCACGGCAACAGCGGCAGCAGCCAGCGGCGGCGGCAGCGACGGAGGUGGUUGCCGUACCGGGGCCAGCGCUGGCGGAGGCAGUGCUGGCGGCGCUGCCUCUGGGGCCGUCAGCCCCGCAGCUGCGCUUCUCAGCGACCUUCCUGGUGGCCUACCUCCGCCGUUGCGGCGUCAUGGACACGUGGGUAGUGUACGACAGUCCCAGUCUGUACGGAGAUGAAGCUUGUCGGGGCGCGUCGGCAGCUGUUAGUCGUAACACCUGCCGUACGGCGGGUCACACCGGUAGUAGCGACGGUUGGGCUGAUCCAAAGCCGCUCAAGGUUUUGGAUGCUGUCGCUGACGCGGAGGGCAUGGUUCGUUUAGACCCGCACGCACCCACAAUCCAGCAGCCCCAGCAGCCCAUGCAGCAGCAGCAGC